This is a messenger RNA of Strongylus vulgaris, 999 nucleotides long. NCBI's taxonomy places the organism in Eukaryota, Metazoa, Nematoda, Chromadorea, Rhabditida, Strongylidae. The record is from the annotation of a GenBank genome assembly.
UUGAAAAAAUCACAUUUUACUUUCCAGGUAACUGCACUUGUACAACGAGGUCGCCUUUUGGAGGCAGAAGGAGCAGAUGACGCUGUUGCGUUCGAUUCAACCGCGGCAUUGCCGUCAGAUGCAUAUUGUGGGCUGAGGAACACCAUCUCGGCUUUUGAUGAAGGUGCUGCCGUUGACGCUGCGCUGAAGAUCCUAAAGCAGAUGUUGACCGAUUGCGUGCGAGAUAUAGCCCAAGGUGCUAACAAACGUGCGGAUGAAGUGGUUAUGUCGUUGAGCAGGUAUGAUUUGAUUCCCUCUGAAUUGUGUCUUUGGUAUCCAAAACAUGUUCAAAUCGAAAGUUUUUCUCGAGGGAAAUAUAUCUUUUCAAGGUGGCUCCAUUCUCCGAACUCUCUUUUAUUUGACCCUGCUAUCACAAGAAGCGUGAGUGUUCUAGAAAGGAAACUCGUUUUACUCUUAUCCGCUGAAUGUGAACGACUAGGAGCUAAGAUCAUUCACGCAACACCAACUAAGCUGGUGUUAGAUACUGGUAAACGAGAACACGAUCAAGGUACAGCGUUCACAGAACUGCUUCUACAGUCACUGGGACAAAAUCCACUUUUUGCCGCUUUGCACAUGACACCAAUUCAUAGAUGGACCACUUUGUUGUGGUAUGAUGGAUACAAUCACACAGGAGUUUGUGACAAAGUUGUCGAAACUUCUACCGAAACUAGUGAAGCCACUGGAGGAUCUCAAACCAAAGUAGAGACGCAGCAUCACUGGCGAUUGGCCGAUGAUCUGCCGAAUGAAGGAGCCGUUAGAGAAGAAUUUCGAAAGAUUGUGGUUGGAUAUGUGACGUUAUAUAUGCAGCAGCAAACUAAGGAGGGCUUCGAUGCAGAAAAAGCUGUUGCUUUUCGAGAUGAUCUUGUCAGGACACACAUAGGGCAUAGGUUAUUCCGGGUAGUCUCUAAAUUGACUGGCCAGAGAGUGACACACUAUGCAGCCGCUUCAUUGGUUAAAGUG